UCUUCGGAUGACAAGUAAGAGUCAAAGCAAUUCCGACUUCCCUCUUUUUCGCACCCUUCAAGAAUGGCGUUCCCACCCGAAGUUUCAAACACAGUUCUUCUAUAUAUAUAUAGAUGGCACCUUGAUUCUCUCCAUUCCACCAUCAUCAUCUCCCGCUCCCAUAUCACUUCUUAUUACUGCGCGCAACUCAUUCAUAUCUGCCUCUCUUUCCCUUUCUGUGAUCUCUCUGAUCUGCAACUUCAUAUAUAUUUCUUAUUAGUAAUGGAGGAGAAGAGAAAGAAGUGGUUGCUGUACAUCAUAGCAUUCGUAAUCUUUCAGACCGGCGUAAUAGCUCUGUUCUCGAUGACGGUGAUGAAAUUCCGGACACCCAAGUAUCGAGUUCAAUCAGCGUCCUUCACCAAUUUCGAUGUCUCCAACAAUUCCAACCCUUCGUUCAAUCUGUGGAUGGACACCAGAUUCCGGGUGAAGAACACCAACUUCGGCCCCUACAAGUUCGACAACACCACUGUUGUCUUCUACUACAACGGUACCCAAGUAGGCAGCGCCGUCGUCCGCAAGUCCAAGGCCAAUUUCCGAUCAACCAAGAAGCUCAACAUGGCGGUGAAUUUGGUCUCGCCGACCAGCCUAGCCAACAAUCAACAACUGGCAAAAGAUUUGAGUUUGGGCAUUCUGCCUCUGACGAGCCAGUCGGAGAUGAAAGGGAAGGUGACGAUCAUGUUCAUGUUCAAGAAGAAGAAAUCUACAAAGAUGAAUUGCUCCAUGGAAGUCAACAUCCACGAGAAGACGCUGCAGAACGUGAAGUGCAAGUGAUAGAGACGAGGUCGCCGGAGUCGGCGCCGCAGCUUUAGUUCAUGUGUGAUUAUUGUUGAGAUGUAGAAUCUAGCUAGCUAAUUCAUUUUUAUGUGCUUUAAUAUGUAGCGAAUAUAUGUAGUUUCUGGGUGGUUUUUAAUUUUUAUGAAUAGUGAUUUUGAAAUUUGAAUUUUUA
Messenger RNA from Diospyros lotus (date-plum), 985 nucleotides. Its product is annotated as late embryogenesis abundant protein At1g64065-like. The record is from RefSeq and is a predicted model, not a curated record. The transcript has a single exon. Lineage: Eukaryota; Viridiplantae; Streptophyta; Magnoliopsida; Ericales; Ebenaceae. Bases 64 to 810 code for a protein of 248 amino acids.